Ziziphus jujuba (common jujube) is the source of this 1532-nucleotide messenger RNA. RefSeq names its product probable membrane-associated kinase regulator 4. The transcript has a single exon. The record is from RefSeq and is a predicted model, not a curated record. Gene Ontology annotation, cellular component: plasma membrane. Bases 127 to 1275 code for a protein of 382 amino acids. Gene Ontology annotation, molecular function: kinase inhibitor activity. Lineage: Eukaryota; Viridiplantae; Streptophyta; Magnoliopsida; Rosales; Rhamnaceae.
UCCUUAUAAAAGCAUGCACCCCUUUCUAAUAAUCUCACAAAGCCUCAGUUUCUUCUAAAACUUCAUACCAAACUAGAGGGAGAGAGAGAGAGAGAGAAAGAGAGAGAGUUCAGAAAUAGAACAACAAUGGCCUUAGACUAUCUAUCACCAUAUGAUCAUGCUGAAGAUGACUACAUAGACAUGGAAGUGAGCUCCUUCUCCACUUUCCUCUGCCAUUCAAGAAGCUCUCCACACCAAAACCCAAGAGAGUUUGAGUUCCAAAUGUCUUCCACUUCUUUAGAAAGAGAGCCAACAACUUCUCCUGCUGAUGAGCUUUUCUACAAAGGAAAGCUUCUUCCUCUUCAUCUCCCUCCUCGACUUCAAAUGGUCGAAAAACUACUCCAAAAUACUAAUAUCUCUCCCAAUUAUGAUCAUAUCAGAAAAUUAGACAACAACACUACUUUUGAAGAAUUCUAUAGCACCCCAUUAGCCACUAACACUGCUACAACUCCAACUAGUAGUACUCCAUUUGAGUCCUGCAACAUUUCACCCUCUGAAUCUUGUAGAGUUAGCAGAGAACUCAAUCCAGAAGAGUAUAUGUAUGAGUACAAUUAUUCCGCAGAAUUGAGUUCCUUCAUCGAUGAUAAUAAUCCCAAGAAAUCUUGGACCAAAAAGCUCAAGCAUUCUGCACUUGGUUCUAAGCUCAAGGCUUCAAGGGCUUAUCUCAAAUCUUGGUUUGGUAAGUCUGGUUGUUCCAACGAGUCCAGCACUGCACCGGUGGCUACUAAUGAAGGAUCAUUGUCGAAACCUACAAAAGAUUGUUCGAGUAAAUAUCUAAAGGGUAUUGAGAAAAACCCAUUGGGACAAAUUCAGAAUGAGAAAUAUCAAACAGCCACAUCAAGUAGUUCUGUCACGAGGAGCUUCAACAAGGAGAAAAUGAAUGAGGAUGGUGUUGGUCGACAUAGGAGAUCAUUUUCGGUGUCCAUCAAACGACAUUCGACGAACAAAUCUUCAUCAUCUUCAUCAUCGUCAUCAUCUUCUGGAUCAUCCACUUCAUCUUCAUGUUCUUAUAAUAACAACUCUCUUGGGGUUCAUGAACUGCAGUUUCUCAAGAGAUGUAGCAGUGCAAAUUCUGAGAUUGAGAGUCCAAUCCAAGGAGCAAUUGCACAUUGCAAAGAGUCUCAGCAGCUUUUCCGUUCAAGAAAGACUGUAAGUGAAGUUGGGUAUUUAUCAUUUUCAAGUUCCAGACUUGGAGUUUGUGAGGAUCAAGAAAGACCAGACGUUUGCAGGGGAUGAAAGAUAAAAGAGAAGAGGAAAAACAAAGGGAUGGGGAAAAGUACAAACUUUUUUGAGUUUUGACUUCGUUAUGAAUGGUUUCUUUCUUUUUCAUCUUUUUUGUAAAUUGAUUUAAAAAACAAAAAAUGUUUUAUAUGUUUUGAGCAAUGCAAGAAUUAGGAAACUGUGAGUUCCAGUCUUACACCAUCAAAAGCAAUGCAAAACAUUCUACUAAAGUCUGAGAAGAUGCCAAUGAGUUUGUCUCUAAAAGCUAUAAU